CUGGACCAAUGGAUGAUUCCGUGCGACACGUGGCGAGUGCGGCUGACGGACGUGCAGGACGGUUACCACCGAUUCGACGUGGUGGCGCAGGAGAAAAGCGGGCAGGCGAGCGGGUGGGGCAUUCUGGACUUCGUGGUGGGCGCGCCGGGCGGAGUGGAGGCGGGAUCAGGUGAGGGGCGGAUCCCCAUUCAACGCCCCCCGUCCUCCCCCACCAACCCAUGUGUCUCCCACCCCCACCCCCCGCCUAUGUGCGCUCUUCCCGCCUAUGGCCUUCAUCCCUCUCCCCCCCUCUCGCCCCUCUCUCCCCGUCCUCUCCCCCCUUUCUUCCCGCUCUCUCCCCCCUUAUCCCCCCCUAUCCUCCCCGUCUCCCCCCUUUCUCUCCCCCUUCUCCUCCCCUUCUCCUCCCCUUCUCCUCCCCCUCUCCUCCCUUUCUCCCCCUCCUCUCCCCUCUUCCCCCCCCUUUCUCCUCCUCAUUUCCCCCCUCCGUGCCCCCUUUCCCCCCUCCCUUUUUCUCCCCCCCUCUCCUCCCCCCCUUCCCCCCUUAUCCUCCCCCUCUCCUCCCCCUCCCCCUCCCUUCUUUGCCCCCUCUCCUCCCCUUCUCCCGCUUCUCUUCCUCCCUUCUUUCCCCCCUCUCCUCCCCCUUCUUUCCCCCUUCUCCUCCCCUACAAUCACGCAGUGGCAGCAGAGCCCAUGAAGCCCAGCAUGGCUUUCACCCCGCCUUUGGCAGCGGUGCCUGUCAUGCCCAGCAUGACCUCAACCCUGUCUUGUCCCUCACACCUCACCUCCCUCUCUCUCCUCCUCCCACUCACCCCCCUCCCUUCUCCCCCCCCCGCCUUUUCCCCCUUUUCCCCCCAUGCGUGCAGUGGCAGCGGCGCCCAUGAAGCCCAGCAUGACCUACACGAAUAUCACCCAGCAGAGCAACGGCUCUCACGUCACCCAGUGGCAGCGGUGCCUGUCAUGCCCAGCAUGACCUCAACCCUUCUCCCCCCUCUCUCCCCCUUCCUCCCCCACAUGUGUGCAGUGGCAGCGGCGCCCAUGAAGCCCAGCAUGACCUACACGAAUAUCACCCAGCAGAGCAACGGCUCUCACGUCACCCAUGGCAGCAGUGCCCAUGAGUCCCACUAUCACCUACACCCUGCCCCACCCCUCGCACCUCACACAUCCGGAUUUCCCUUUGCGCCAUCCUCCCCUUCCCCGGCCCCCCAUGCGUGCAGUGGCAGCGGUCCCCAUGCAGCCCAGCAUGACCUACACGAAGAUCACUCAGCAGAGCAACCGCUCCCACGUCACCAUCCUCUUCAACCGCCCCUGCCCUGCCUUCCGCUGCAACGCACGCUACUGCUCGGUAUAGUCACACUCCCCAUCCACAACCACCCACCACUGCUGGGUAUAGUCACACACACUCACACCCACCACUCGCGAGCCCCCAUACCCCCCCUCCCUGCACUCCCCACAUCCCUCCCUCGUGCCUCUCCCCCCUCUCUGCACCCCCCUUGUCGACGGCCACACCAGCUGAGAGUGCGGGAGAGCGGCAUUAUCGACUAUGCGUCGUGGCGGCAAGUGCGGUGGGGGCGAGAGUACACAGUGGACGUGCUCCCCACGGCGGACACUCACCCCACCCUGCUGCUCACCCUCCUGCCUCUCUCCACCCCUCUCCACCCCUCUCGACUGUGCAACCAGCUGAGGGUGCGGGAGAGCGGCAUUAUCGACUAUGCAUCGUGGCAGCAGGUGCGGUGGGGGCGAGAGUACACAGUGGACGUCCUCCCCACGGCGCUCACGGGGCGGGUGGUGGUGCGCGUGCGGGAGGACGCAUGUGGUAACCGCACGUUCGUGCAGCAGGGCAACAAUACUGUCAUCCGCAUCCGCUAUGCUCACCUCCUGCCAUUCCCCUUUCCUUUCCCCACCCCUAUUCCCCUGCCACGCCCCCCUCCCCCUGCCCCACUCCCCUUGACCCCCUCCGCUCGCGUCUUCCUCUUGUGCCCACUCCCUCUCCCCCCUCUCCCCCCUUUCCCCCGCUUUCCCCCAGACCUGCGCAACUUCACAGUGGCGCUGCUCGCGGCCACCAUGCAGCCACUCUUCUCCUCCCACCGCCCCCUCGACCUCGUCUUCUACCUCGUCCUCUCCACUCGCAUCCCCUCCGUCGCCCCGCUCACCCCCACUGUGGCUAAUAUCUCUGAGACUGCUGCUGGGGGUGAUGAGAGUGAUGAGGAGAUGGACGCAGAAUCGGAUGCUCCCCUCCUGCCAUCCCACCCUGUCAUGCUGCCGUAUCGUCAGGUGGUGCCAUUCGUGAACCCGGGCAUCAUCACAGUGACAGUGAAGCCCAACACGCUCGUGAGUGUGCACGGCAACCUCAACCAGCAGUCCAACACCGCCGCCAUCAUCUUUGCAUCCCUCACCUUGCCUUCCCCCUUUACCCCUCCCUGCAUCCCACCUCCUUCCUUCACCUCACUUCUUAUUCGCCCCCCACCAAUCCACCCCAUUCCUUGCCAAUCCACCCGAUUCCUUCCGAACCCACCCCAUUCCUUCCCAACCCACCACAUCCCUUUCCAACCCACCACGUCCCUUUCCAACCCACCACAUCCCUUUCCAACCCACCACAUCCCUUUCCAACCCACCACGUCCCUUUCCAACCCACCACGUCCCUUUCCAACCCACCACAUCCCUUUCCAACCCACCACGUCCCUUUCCAACCCACCACAUCCCUUUCCAACCCACCACAUCCCUUUCCAACCCACCCCAUCCCUCUCCCAACCCACCCCAUCCCUCUCCCAACCCACCCCAUCCCUCUCCCAACCCACCCCAUCCCUCUCCCAACCCACCCCAUCCCUCUCCCAACCCACCCCAUCCCUCUCCCAACCCACCCCAUCCCUCUCCCAACCCACCCCAUCCCUCUCCCAACCCACCCCAUCCCUCUCCCAACCCACCCCAUCCCUCUCCCAACCCACCCCAUCCCUCUCCCAACCCACCCCAUCCCUCUCCCAACCCACCCCAUCCCUCUCCCAACCCACCCCAUCCCUCUCCCAACCCACCCCAUCCCUCUCCCAACCCACCACAUCCUCAACUAGGCACCCACCCCGCCAGCAUGCACCUCUCACUCCCGCAGCACCACCAUGCCUACCACAACAGCCACUUCCCUUGCCCCUCCAUAUAAGAACACCUCGCUUUUUCCAUCUCACCCCAUACCUUCCCCGCAUAUCCUGCCAGGCACCCUCCCCGCCAGCAUGCACCUGUACCCACCCCGCCAGCAUGCACCUGUCGCUCCUGCAGCACCCCGACACCUACCGCAGCGGGGUGGGUUCGGGUCCCAUCAUGUGGCCUGCGGGCAGCACCUCGCCUGACAGCACCGCCCCUGCUGUCUCCUCCUCGCUGCCCUCGCCACCAUCGCUGUCGUCAGUGCUGCCUGCAGCUUCCUCCAGUAAUCGAUCUUACUCAGCAGCAGCGGGAGCAGCAGCAGCGGUACCAACAGCGUCGUACGAGGUGGUGCAAAGGGAGUUAACGUUUCUGAUAAACUCGUCGGCGCCGGUGUCGAGCAUUCGACAGGGCACAAUCGUGGUGAAUGGGACAGACGGUGCCCGCGUGGAGUGUGCAACAGCACUGAUUACUCACCACCUGCCACAGUCAAUGUUUCCCACCUCAUUUCCCCUCCCCUCUCUCUCCCUCCUACUCCCACCCCCGCUCACCCACCUCCCCCCCUCCCCCCCUUCCCCCCCACAAUGCAAUCCCAACAGGGUGGAGCGGGUCCCUCCAGCGGCCUUCCUUGCUCGCAUCACCUUGCCCCAGUCACUCAAUCCACUCCCCCCUUCCCCCUCCCACUCCCAACCCCCGUUCAACCCCCCCCUCCCUCUGCCCCACGCUCAAUGCAAUCCCAACAGGGUGGAGCGGGUCAGUCCAGCGGCCUUCCUUGCUCGCAUCACCCUGCCCCAGUCAGCACCUCCCCCUGCCGCCCUCUCUGUGUCCCUGCUUCCCGGCGCCGCCACCACCCCCUGGGGCACCACCUCCCUCGCCUCCAACACCAUCCACGUCACCUAUGCGCCCUCAGCCACGGCCAGCAUCAUCGCCACCACCAUCAGCGUCACCACGGUCACAGCAGCGGCUCUCUCAGCACUCUACUCGCUCUCCUCCUCCGCCCUCACCACCCGCGGCCUCCUCCCCCCCAUGCACGGCCGCCUGCCCCUUUCUCCUUCAAGGAACCUGCUGCACAUGUUCUCGUCGCUGCAGGUGUUUGCCUUCGCUGCCUGGCUGCGGGUCGACCUGCCCCUCACCUUCCUGGAAACUGCGCAGCAGCUCUGGUGGGUGCUGCCCCAUGCCCCCCUGCCCUGGGCGCAUGAAACACUUGUGUAUGGGGAGGAGAACGAGGGCGGUGGGGAGGCGGGCGCGGGGGGAGGAGGAGGGGCGGGAGCAGGUGGUAACCCGUCCGCCGCCCCUUCCUCCCCUGCUCUCACCCCCUCGCACUCCCCUGCUCCCACUUCACCACCUGCCGUCACUGCACCUGCAGGCGUGUCAGCGGGUGCAGUGGCGGCACGGGGUGGGGUGGUGGGAGGGAUGGGAGUCGCAGCAAGGCGGUCGACAGGGCCGAAGGGGUUUGGUCCGGUUGCUGCUACAGCGGAAGCGGUGAUGGGGGAUGCUGAGGGUGAUGUGGAGGAUAGCGGGUCUGAUGCUGUGGAGAGACAUCUGAGAGAGAGGAGAAGCGGGGUGACAAGGGGAGGAGGUGGGAGUGUGACGCUUGAGGAGAGUGAGGAGGGCAAUGAGGGGAGUGAGGAGGUGAAUGAGGAGGAGAGAUGGGAGGGGAAUGGGGAGAGGGGGGAGGAGGGGGUUGAGGAGAGUGUAGAGUGGAGUGAGGAUAAGAGUGAGGGGGAGAGAAGGGAGAGAGGAGAGGAGUAUGUGGAGAGGAGUGAGGAGGAGAGUGAGGAGGAGAGCGAAGGAGGGAGUGAGUCGAGUGAUGGGGAGAGUGUGGAGAGUGAAGAUGGCGGAAGAAAGGAUGGUGAGUGGGAGGAAGGGAGGGGGUGGGGCAGCAGGAAGAGGGGAGUGGAGAGAGGCGAGAGGGCGAUGCAGGGCCUGGCUAGUGUGAAGUGGAAGAGGAGGGGAGCGACGAGGGCGAGAGGAAGGUGGUUGCGAGAGAGAGUGGGGGCAUGGGGGGAGAGGAUUGGAGGAGUGUUGCUUGGUGGGGGAGGGGAGAAAGCAGCAGUGUGGAAGGUCGUGAAGAGGUGGGUGUGGGGAGGGGAUGACUGGAGGGGAGAAGCUGGGGGGAGUAGAGGGACGGAGGAGGAGGAUAGCAGGGCAGGUGGGGUGCAGCGCAAGAGCAAUAGUGGUGGUGGUGGUGGUGGUGGUGGUGGUGGUGGUGGUGGUGGUGGUGGUGGUGGUGGUGGUGGUGGUGGUGGUGGUGGUGGUGGUGGUGGUGGUGGUGGUGGUGGUGGUGGUGGUGGUGGUGGUGGUGGUGGUGGUGGUGGUGGUGGUGGUGGUGGUGGUGGUGGUGGUGGUGGUAGUGAGAGAAAUGGCGAUGCGGUCGCUGAAAAAAUCCAAGGGCAGACCAUCCCAAGCCACAUGGGGAGUGAAGAGGGCAGCCAAGGCGGCACAGCUGACGCCAGGAGCGCAACUGCUCCCCCUCGCCAAGCAGGCGACUCCAGGCGUGACUCUUCAAGGGCCGUGAAGAGGGAGAGGCUGCCCUGGCCCAUGCGCCGCCUCCUUGUUGCGGUGCUCUCAGGUGCGUUGGGGUGCUCUCAAUCGGAGGAGCAGCUACAGCAGGAGGCACUGGCGCGCAUGCAGUACCCCUCCGCCUCCCAGGUCGCCAUCAACAUAGCAUGUGGAACGCUCUUCUGGUCCGCCCUGCUCCUCGCCUGCACCCUCCUCCUCCACGCCCUGCUCUAUCUCCUCCUCUUCCUCUCCUCCCGUGCUGCCAAAGCUGCCUCCGCGUCCUCAUCCUCAUCAGCAGCAGGAUUAGGAAGUCGAAAGCUCCCAGCAGGAUGGGAAGCAGCAGUAGCGGGAGGAGGAGGAGGAGGAGGAAGGGGAGGGGAGUCACCGGGAGGAGUGGGGUGGGGGUCGGGAGCAGCAGGGGGGGAGGGGGGGGCGCCCAUGCCAUGGGAGGUUGGGCAUCUGCUCAGCUGGCCUCGCCCGCUGCUCUUCAUGGUGCUGCUCUGCCUGCCCGCCCUCUGCCACGCCCUCACUUUGCUCUGCGCUGGCUGGGCAGGCCUGCCCUUCGUAGCAGUGGUGGUGGUGGUGGCGAAUCUCCCCUUCCUCCUUGCCUUCUUCUUCCGCAACAUCGCCUGCAAGAUCAAGGCCGUGGUCUACCAGCUCCCUUCGUCCAGCUCAGCCCACGGCACAUGGCACAUCACAGACCUUGCCACGUGUCCAGCCUUCAUUGGCAGCUGGGGGCUGCUGUUUGAGGCUCAGUGGGGCGGCAACCAGGCCGGAGGAGCAUCUGUGGUCCGGACCACCGGUGCAGGUUCGGGCCGAGGAAGUGGUUCAGGUUCAAGCCGAGCCAGCGGCUCGCCUUUAGGCUCAUCUUUUGGCCGAAGCGGCUUUCCUGGUCGGGCAGCGGCUGUGCAUCCAGUUGGGUUUGGGGAGGGAGGAAGAGGAGGAGGAAGUGGGGAUGGGGGGCAAUGGAGUAUUGUGAAGCACGAUGGGUAUGGAGGAGGGGGUGCCUGGUGGGAAGUGGAUGAUUCGUUCACGCAUGGGCGCGGGUAUGCUCGUGCGCAUGCAGCCAGUGCAUACGGCCAUGGCACAGCAGACAGCCACUCGGCCAUGGAGAAGGCAUGGCGUGGGCUGCAAUGGGCGUCUGGUUGGGCAGGCAUAGUGCAAGUGCCUCUCGACCUCUGCCUGCGCUGCUCCCUCGCCGUUGUUGUCGCCAGCUACAGCUGGAUGGCCCACCCUGCCAGCUCAGCAGAUCCUGCCAGCUCAGCGGGGGAUGCGUGUGCGCAGUGUACGGUGCUGCUGGUGCUGGCGUGCUGCCACCUGCUCUACCUCGCCCUCGCCCGUCCCUUCAUCAGUAUGACUCUCCUCCUCUCCGCCCUCCUCGCGUCUGCCUCCCACGUUUCUUUCUUCGCCGUCGCCCUUGCCAUUGCCACGGGCGCCAUUCCCCCCUCUGCUGCUACAGCGGCAGGGGCAGGGAUGCAGGCCCUGCUGCUUGUAUCUUUCCUGGGCCACCUGAUAUGCUUUCUCCGUGCCCUGGUGAAGGACACAGCAGGGGUGGGGGUGAAAUACUAUGAAGGCGCGUUUGGGAGGAGCAAGGGGCUGGGAGGGGCGAGGAGGGGGAGGAGUGGCAGGGGCGGAGAGGAGGUGGAAGAGCAGGGGUGUGCGGGGUCAGUGAGUGAGGUGGCUGGCACGGACCGGUCGGUGACGCUGACAGGGGGCUUUCUGGGCGGCCUCUCUCUGCUCGCCUACGGCCUCGUGCUCCUCUUCCUCGGCCCCUUUGGCUUCGCCUCCCCUCGAUCUGAUUCGGAUUCUGGCAGGGAUUUGGGCGGCGACUCUGCGAGCCAAUCGGGGUGGAGGAGAGGGUGGGGGAUGGGGAGGAAGAGGGGAGGAGAGGGGGAGGGGGACGGAUGGGGAGGGGGGAUAGGGGCGAGGUUUCACAUGGAGAGGCGGGGUGAGCUGGGAGGGUCGCCAGAGGCGUCUUUUCCCGUGAAGGGCAGCUCGAGGGGGAGCAGCCGGGGCAGUGGGUCCCCAAGCCCACUCUCUCCGCGCCGCCUCUCCCCGCUGCCUGUGCUGUGUGGCAACCACAGCGGCGCCCUGGCUGCUGCAGCGGGGGCCAGCAUCGGCGUGGCGUCUGCGUCCCUGCAGAGCGACUCGUGGUCCUCCCUCUCCUCCCUCUCCUCCAGUGAGCGUUCUGCUGGCGCUGCUGCUGCUGCUGCUGCGCUGAUGGAAGGUGUGGGGGGAAAGAGAGGCGGGGGAGGGCGAGGGGAUCGGGGAGGGCGCGGGGAGGAUCCGUUUGGGGGGCUGCGGGCGAGGGUGGAGUAUUUGAGAAGCAGGCGGAUGCAGGAGGUGGGUGGAGAGGGUGGGAGGGAGGAGAGGGACGAGAGAGGGGGGAGAGAGAGGAGGGAGGGGCUGGGGAGAGGAGAGAGGGAAGGUGGGCGAGAAGGCAACAGAAGCAGAAGUGGGAGGGAGGAGAGGAGGAAAGGAAGAGAGAGGUUAAAUGCGAGGGAGUUCGAAGAAGGUGGAGCGAAGGAUGGUGAGGUGGGGUGGGAGAGGCAGGAGAAAGGGGUAGAAGUAGUUGUAGACUCGGCAACGAACAUGAGCUGGGCUUCUAGUGUGGGUUCUGGGGGUGGGCCGGAGUGGAUCAAAGAGAUGAAGGGGCGGGGAGGGGGGAAGUGGGGGAAAGGGAGGGGGGUGAACGGAAGCAGAGGAGGAGGGGGGGAGGGCGAGGAGGGGACGAUGGGGUCAGCAGCAUGGUCGGGGAUUGGCGGGGUGCGGGUGGACAGUAUGGGGUUCCGUGUUGACAGUGUCAAGUCCGUUCAGAAGCCUCAGGGCGACCGAACACAUGGCAAGGCGGCUGCUGGUGGUGGUGGUGGUAAAGCUGGUGUUGCUGCAGCAGCAGUAAGAGCAGCAGCAGCAGCAGCAGCAGCAGGAGGAGGGGGCGAUCUAGGGCGGUCUGUUGUGGCCAGUUGCAGUGUGGGCCCUAAUUGCAGCCCCACCAUCCACACCCCCACCUCGCACACCCCGACCACUCCUCUCCCCGACACCCUCCCUCGCCACAAGUCCCUCGAUGCCAAUUCCGAUCCCGACGCCUCUCCAACUCUCUCCCCUUCCCCUUCGCAUGCGCCUGACGCUAGAAGGCUGCUCCGCCUGCCCUCCCUCCCGGAAGCACCUCAGAGUGCCUCUCCCGACCCCCGCCGGCCCUACACCCCACAGCCCAAAGCGGUGAAGAACGGUUACGCGUGGUCCAGCAGGCACGCUGCGUAUGGCACAGACACUGAGGCUUCUAGGGAAGCUUCUGAGGUGACUCCAGGGGCGUUCCCCCCUGCUUCUGAUGCUGCUGCCGGUGCUGCUGCUGCGGGUGGGGCAGGUGGAUCUGCGGCAGGUGGGGUUCAUGCAGCUGGUAAGGUCAUUAAGACUGGCGCUGAUGCUACUGGUUCCAGUACCCUCUCUCACUCCCUCUCCGCCUCCUCCCAGGCGUCCAGUGCCACUGCUGCUGUCCCUUCCUCCCCCUCGGCCCUCACAGUGGACGCGGCUGUAGCAGCCAUGGCUGCUGCAGCAGGGGGCGACCCCGCGCUACAGCCUGGGAUCUGGGGCAUGGUGGCUGGCGCUGCUGGGUCGAUCAUGGGAAGCUUUUGGGGUGCUUCUCCCGUGGAUGGGAAAGGGGUGGAGGGCGGGGAGGGAAGGAAUGGAAGCGAGGAGGGGAGUGGGAAAGGAGGAGGGAGUAAUAUGGAUAUGGAGGGUUCUCUAUCACAACUUGAGGGGUCCCUAUCACAAAUGGAUGGCUCCCUCUCUCAAAUGGAAGGGUCUCUCUCUCAGCUUAAUGGCUCCAUGUCUCAGACUCUCACACCUCUCUCGUCCGUGUCUACCCCGCCCUCCCUCUCCUCUCCUUCCACCUCUCCUUCUGCGCUCUCUAACACCCUCUCUAACGACAAACAGCCGUCCACACUCUCUCGCAGCAUCACCCCCCUCGCCUCCCUCACUCCAGCCUCCUCUCUCUCCCCUCUCUCCUCCGCCGCCCCAUUCUCCUCCCUCUCCUCGCCCCAAUCUAGCUGCGACACCUCAGCAUCCAGCGCGCAGGAAGCAGGGAAGCGGUAUGAGCACGGGUCACUGGUGGAUGCUGCAGGGCGGAAGGAGGGGCGAGAGGCAGUAGCACUGGCGCCACCACCAAACCGAAGCGGCUCGUUUGGGAGAGGGGGAGGAGCGGGAGGGCAGGGAGGAGAUGGGGAGGUGGGGAGGGUGGUUGAGGGUGUAAAGCAGAGUGGGGCUGUGGCUAUGGGAGGAGGAGGGACGGGAGGGGAAGCGGGACGGGGGAGGGGAGGGUAUAUGAGGAACUGGCUGCAGGAGAGAAGAGAGAUGAGUGCAGGGCGGCAGAAGGCAGCAGCUGUGGCAGCAGCGAAGCCGGCGCCACCGGCUGUAGCAAAAGCAAAGCCGGCACCGCCGGCUGUAGCAGCAGCUCCAGGAAAGGUGGCAGGUGCAGCAGCACAGGUACCCGCAACAGCGAAAGCAGCGGCGGCAGCCGAAAGAGCCAAGGCGGGUGGCGCAGCAGUGGCAAGUCGAUACGGGAGAGGCGGCAUGGCAGCAGCAGCAACGGCAGGUGGAUAUGGGAGAGAGGCAGCAGCGCAGGGCAGAGCGCCAGUGGUGGUGCGGCAUGCAGUGAUGCAUGCUGGCGGGACGUUCGUUGGGCUGGGAGUGGGUGAGGGAGGCACUAGAGGGACAGAGUGGGAAGCAGGGAGAGGAGUGGAGAAGGGAGGAGAGAGGGGGUUGGAGAGGGGAGGAGAGAAGGGGUUGGAGAGGGGAGGAGAGAGGGUGGUGGAGAGGGCAGCAGGAGCAGCUAGGGGAGUGGCCAUGAGGUGGGAGGAAGGCAAGGCAGCAGCACCCUACUUGAGAAGUCCAGAUCAGGAGUCAAACCGUUUAUAUCAGGACUCCAGCCAUCCAUAUCAGGCUAAGCGGGUUAUAGCAGACGAAGACCGCAUGGACAUUGAGACAAUCUCGGAAACGACCCCAAUAUCUGAGUCCACGCUGUCAGUUACCCCAUCUCCCUCUCAGUCCAACUCCUACUCUCACGGCCCGUCCAGGUCAGGCCUGCGCCUGCGAUCGUGGACCAAGUCCAGGUCUCGCUCCCAGGCGCACUCAGGUGCUUUCUCAAGUGCCCAGUCAGAUGCUCGCGCUGCAUCGGGCUCGAGCGGGCAGCUGAACGAGCAGGUUAACGGGCAGACUGGUUCCUUUUCAGGGUCGCAGGGUGGUUCUUGUGGCGAUGAUGUGGUGGGUGGAAGGGCAUAUUCAAUUGGCAAGGGGUCAUCGCAUGGUAGGGGUUCACACAGGGGGGGUUCGUCUGCUGCUGCUUCUGCUGCUGCUGCGGCAGGUGUUUCUAGUGAUAGAGAGUCAUCUCCUGCUGCGAACUCAGAUACUGCUGCAAACGCGAAUGCUGCUGCUCCUUCACACCCACCCCAUCGGUACGGCCCGGCAGACUCACUUUCAGACUCAUUCUCCUCGUCCUUCACCACCUCCAUAGAGCCCACCCCCAUACAGUCACUCUCCCCUCUCUCCACCUCGCUGCUCUCCCCGUCCGCCCUCUCUGCCUCGCUGUCUGCAUCCGAGGGAGGGGGCUUGAGCGCUGUCAGGGAGGAGAUUGAAAGGAGGAUAAGGGAAACGAGCCGGGCACUGCAGACAGAGGGGAAGGCGGAAGUUAAGGGCCAACGGGGGGAGAGAGGAAGUGGGGGUGUGAGGCAUUUGGAUAGAGAGGGUACGGAGGAGGAAAGGCAGAGCAAAAAGGAGGGGGUUGAGGAGCGGGAGGAGGAGAGGAGAGGGGAGGAGAGGGACGAGAGUCCUCUGAGGAGAAUGCCCGUGUGGGGCGAUGAGGUGGAUGCAGCACAGAAUGGUAAAGCAGACGCACCAGCUGCUGCAGGUGCUGCUGCAACAGUGCAUAGAGCAGUGUUUAGGGCAGCAGGGGAAGAUAAGUCGGCAGAUGGGGAAGCAGCAGCAGGGGAGCAUCGGACUGUUGGGCAGCCUGCAAGCGGACAAGAGGCAAUCCCCUCGCACAAGAACGGACUCAAUGGAGGUUCGGCACGACUUAGCUCUGGCGACUCUGGCCCGGGAAGCUUUGGUUCGGGGAGCUCUUGGUCCGGUGGAGCAGGGAAGGAAGGGGCGUGGCAGAAGGAGGGUGGCCUGGGUGGGGUGGCGUCAGGAGCAGCCUUUGGUGCCACGUGUCAGAAUCCUAGUGGCUCAUGGGCGAGCUAUGACAUCCAGGUUUCGCUCCCCUCUAUUGAAGUCACCAACUCCCUGUUAGUGUCACUCUCGCCAUCUAUCAGCAGGCCUGGGCGACCGUUACAGUCACCCUCUGUGAGCACAGGAGGCGUGUGGGGCAAGGGAGCGAUGCACGGGUGGGGCGGUGAGGAGAGGUAUCGGGAGAUGGCCGAGGGAGAGCGAGGUGAUGAGGAGAGGGGAAAGAGUUGUGGAGGGAGGGAGAGCAGCGGAGUGGGGAGGUGGAACGAGGAGAGGGGGUUCCUUAGCAGGCGGGCUCCUCCUAGUGGCAGCAGCCAGGAGGUUGAUGAGGAGGAGGAGGAUGGAGAUGAGGAUUGGGACGGGGAUUGGAAUGGGGAUGCGCGUGGGGAUGGGGAUGGAGGUAUGGAUGAUUACGGGGAUGAAUUUCAAGAUGAUGAGUCACAGGAAAUGGAAACAGGCGGUGUGGGGAGAGUGCUGUCAGCAGCACGCAGGGCGGAGGGGAGGGGGAGAAUCAUCAUGAUGGCGCGCGGCAGGGGGCGGGGGGUGCGGAGGGGUGGGCGGGGCGGGCAGCAGGAGGUGGUGCCGGAGGUGGGUCGGAUGAUCCGGCCUCAGGCGCCCCUGCGGCUGAGCUAUGGCGUGAGCCCCGAGGCCCUGCGCACCGUGAAGCUGCGGCGCGUGCGAGAUUCGGAGGAGCGGUGGGAGGCCGAGAGAAGGGAGGAGGAGAGGAGGGAGGAGGAGAGGAGGGAGGAGGAGAGGAGGGAGGAGGAGAGGAGGGAGGAGGAGAGGAAGGAGGAGGAGAGGAAGAAAGAGCAUUUAGGUCCGGUCAAGCGAGAAGGUGGGAGGGGGCAUGGGGGAGAGGGGCUAAGGAAUGGAGACAGCACUCGGGAGGGGGUGCAGAGUAGUAUGCGCGAGUCCGCUGCCAGUAAUGCAUCAGUGUAUAACGUGUACAGAGGGGUGGGAGCGGAUCCUGGUGCUUCCGUGUCCACUGCCGGGCGAGCAGCUGAGUCGGACAGCCAAGGCGGCACUGGUGCGGGUGGAAGUGGGGGAGGUGGGCUGCCUGUGUGGGGGGGGCGGGCACGGAUGGUGACUGCUGGGGGACGGGAGGAGGGGGGGAGAGGGGGUGUGGGAGGGAGGGGGUUUGGUGGGGGCAGAGGGAGGGAGAGGUUAGGGGAGAAGCUGAAGGACAGUCCGUUCUUGAGAAAUAGCACCUGUGAGUCAGCCACAGAACAUGGGUUGGGUAGGUAG
Messenger RNA from Closterium sp. Naga37s-1, 13092 nucleotides. Lineage: Eukaryota; Viridiplantae; Streptophyta; Zygnematophyceae; Desmidiales; Closteriaceae. The record is from the annotation of a GenBank genome assembly.